Saprolegnia diclina VS20 is the source of this 1047-nucleotide messenger RNA. RefSeq lists its product as hypothetical. The record is from RefSeq and is a predicted model, not a curated record. NCBI's taxonomy places the organism in Eukaryota, Oomycota, Saprolegniomycetes, Saprolegniales, Saprolegniaceae. The coding region runs from base 1 to 1047 and encodes 348 amino acids. The transcript is spliced from 3 exons.
AUGGCUAUCAACCCGCCGGUUUCGAUGCUGCACGACACGGAAACGACGUCGUCCGUCGUCGCAUGGCGCACCGACGACGACUACGUGGAAAAAGAUGACGUUGCGGUGGCGUCGGCCAAGCGCCGGCGCUUGCUUGCCGUUGUCGCCGGCCUUGUGCUCGUCGCGAUCGGCGUCACGACAACGCUGCUCGUAACAAGCGGCGCCAACGACGCUUCGGCAUCGUCGAACGUGGUGACGACGGCACCGACGCCGGCACCGACCGCAACGACCAACAACACCGAGUCUAUUGUGAGCGCUGUGGGCGCACUACCGCUAACUAUUGAGCCACUAAACAGCUCGUACGCGGUUGAAAGCACCAACGUGAACGCUACGGCGUCGCCGACCCCGAGGACCGAGACACCGGCGCCAACAACCAAGACCCCGGCGCCGACAACCGAGACCCCGGCGCCGACAACCGAGACACCGGCGCCAACGACGGUGACACCGGCACCGACAACGAGCACACCGGCACCGACGACGGUGACACCGAAACCCACGACGACGACGCCCCCGGCCGCCCCGGGUGUCCCCAAGAACGCGAUUCGCGUCCAAAACAACUGCGGCAUGGCGGUCGAGCUCAUGUACAUUCUGCGCGUUGGCGCCAAACAUACCAUCUACUACGAGCCCAUCUCCAAGGACGGCUACUACGACGUCCUCGGGAGCCGAUACGACGGCGGCACCCUUCGUAUCGGGCGCUCCGAGAGCGCGACGUUGUUUGAGUUUGGCCAUGGCGAAGGCAAGCACUGGUACGACAUCAGCGUUGUGCCGCCAGGGUGCGACUCUGGCCACCACUCGUGGAAGGAGUGUAUGGACUACAACCACGGGCGCACGGGCUACAAUGUGCCAAUGAAGGUCGAGGUGCAGUCGUAUACCAACCACGACACGUUUCGCUGCCGUAACGUCGAGUGCCGCCACGAGCAGUGCGAUGAGGGCUACCAGUUCCCCGGCGACAACCUCAAGUGCAUGGACUGCGCCCACGACGAGUCGUUUCUUGUCACUGUCUGUUGA